AUGAGCACCGUGUGGUUCAUCACGGGCUCCUCCCGAGGACUCGGCAAGGCGAUCGCGACCUACGCCCUCGAGAAUGGCAACAAAGUUGUCGCCACGGCAAGGAAGACGGACAGCAUAGCCGACCUGGUCAAAAGAUACGGUGACGACCGCAUCUUGGCACUCCCGCUCGACGUGGCAGACUACAAAGCCUGCGAAGUGUCCGCCGAGAAAGCUAUUCAAAAGUUCGGCCGCGUGGACAUCCUCGUCAACAACGCCGGAUACAGCGACCUCGCGUCCGUGGAGGAUAUGACCGUGAAGGCCUUCCGAUCGCAAAUCGACACUAACCUGUACGGUGUCUACAACGUCUGCAAGGCUUUCCUCCCUGCACUCCGCAAGCAGGGCAGUGGGCACAUCUUCCAAGUCUCGUCCUUGGGCGACAGGAUAUCUACCCCGGGACUCAGCGCCUACCAAACAGCCAAAUGGGCCGUUGCCGGGUUUUCGGGCGUGCUGGCGGCUGAAGUCCAAUCUCUUGGUAUCAAGGUGACCACGCUCGAGCCGGGAGCCAUGGUGACUGAUUGGUUUGGCUCAUCGAUGGAUAAACCACAUCCCAGUGAGCCAUACCGUGAGGUCAUCGACACAUCCGUUCAGAGAAUUCAAGGCGCCAUGGACAAUGCUACCACCAAGGUGGAGAAGGUCGCCGCUCUGAUUGCGAGGAUAUACAAGGAGAGCGACCCGCCAGUUCGGUUGCUCGUGGGUGAAGAUGCGGCAACGUAUGGUCCAAUGCUUUCGAAUUUGUUGAAGCAGUCAGACGAAAAAUGGGACGAGGCCACUCGUUCGGUCGUGUAG
Messenger RNA from Zasmidium cellare ATCC 36951, 825 nucleotides. RefSeq lists its product as uncharacterized. Lineage: Eukaryota; Fungi; Ascomycota; Dothideomycetes; Mycosphaerellales; Mycosphaerellaceae. The coding region runs from base 1 to 825 and encodes 274 amino acids. The transcript has a single exon. The record is from RefSeq and is a predicted model, not a curated record.